Meloidogyne enterolobii is the source of this 276-nucleotide messenger RNA. Lineage: Eukaryota; Metazoa; Nematoda; Chromadorea; Rhabditida; Meloidogynidae. The record is from the annotation of a GenBank genome assembly.
AUGUUUGAAUUUCUUCUUCAAAAUCCUCCUAAACCUGUUCAGGCUUGGCCUCCAGAGCCACCUCCAAUUUCCAUCAACUUUACUCGCCCUAAUGCGUGGGCAGACAAACACUUUGGCCAAUGGUGUCGUAAUCUGACCCUAGAUAGGCACACACAAUGCCCUUCUGGAUCUCCCUUCCAUUGGUAUAUUUGCUGUGGGGAAACUAUGACAGAUUGCUGCUUUGGAAUACAAACAUGGCUUAUUAUAAUGUCUUUUUCAAUUUUUGCGGUAAAUUAA